CCAGACUCCGAUUCUACCCCUAAUGGGGAAGCUCGACCUUGGCGCCGCGAACCCUCCUCCUGGUGCUCUCGGGGGCCCUGGCCCUGACCCAGACCCGGGCGGGCUCCCACUCCCUGAGGUAUUUCAGCACCUCCAUGUCCCGGCCCGACCGCGGGGAUUCCCGCUUCAUCGCCGUCGGCUACGUGGACGACACGCAGUUCGUGCGCUUCGACAGCGACGCCCCGAGUCCGAGGAUGGAGCCGCGGGCGCCGUGGGUGGAGCAAGAGGGGCCGGAGUAUUGGGAGCGGAACACGCGGAUCUUAAUGCAGAACGCACAGACUUACCGAGUGAACCUGCGGACCCUGCGCGGCUACUACAACCAGAGCGAGGCCGGGUCUCACACUCUCCAGAGGAUGUACGGCUGUGACGUGGAGCCGGACGGGCGCCUCCUCCGCGGGUACCAUCAGGAAGCCUACGACGGCGCCAAUUACAUCGCCCUGAACGAGGACCUGCGCUCCUGGACGGCGGCGGACACGGCGGCUCAGAUCUCCCGGCGCGAGCUGGAGGAGGCCAGAGAUGCAGACUACUACAGAGCCUACCUGGAGGGGGAGUGCGUGGAGUGGCUCCAACGAUACCUGAAGAAAGGAAAGGAGAUGCUGCAGCGCUCAGACCCCCCAAAGGCACACGUGACCCACCACCCCAACUCUGACCAUGAGGUCGCACUAAGGUGCUGGGCUCUGGGCUUCUACCCGACGGAGAUCACGCUGACCUGGCAGCAGGACGGGGAGGAUCAGACCCAGGACACAGAGUUUGUGGAGACCAGGCCUGCGGGGGAUGGAACCUUCCAGAAGUGGGCAGCUGUGGUGGUGCCCUCUGGAGAGGAGCAGAGAUACACGUGCCAUGUGCAGCACGAGGGGCUGUCUGAGCCCCUCACCCUGAGAUGGGAGCCGCCUUCACAUCCCACCAUCCUCAUCAUGGGAAUCGUGGCUGGCCUGGUUCUCCUUGGAGCUGUGGUGGCUGGAGUUCUGAUCUGCAGGAAGAAUCGCUCAGAUAGACAAGGAGAGAGCUAUGCUCAGGCUGCUCGCAGCAACAGUGCCCACGGCUUGGAUGUGUCUCUCACGGCUCCUGAAGUAUUACAAUACCGUAGGAUACAAGAUUUGAUCACUCUCCGACAUGUGACUUCAGGAACCCCUUCCUUUGCAAUAUGAAGACUUUUCUUUCUGUGUUAGAAUCUAAAUGUGUUACUACAAUGUGAAGAUGGGGGAGAUGGCUCAUGCAUUCCCCCAACUUCCUCUCCACACUGACCUGUGUUCCCUGCAGGGAUUGAUUUUCCUUUUCCUGCAGCAUCAGUAUUGGAUGUUUCCACCCAUGUCUUAACUUCUUGUUGCUCUGAGCUGCCCCUUCUCACUUCCCUUCUUAGUGAGAAUAUGCCUGUGAUUUUGUAUUUACAAAUUCUUGCUGUUAGGGAGGGUUGAUGAAUCAAUUGAGGGAAAAGAUUUUUUAAUUGAAGAAAGGAAAUAAAUUGACUUGAGAACCGUA
Messenger RNA from Choloepus didactylus (southern two-toed sloth), 1518 nucleotides. RefSeq names its product class I histocompatibility antigen, Gogo-OKO alpha chain-like. Gene Ontology annotation, molecular function: peptide antigen binding; signaling receptor binding. NCBI's taxonomy places the organism in Eukaryota, Metazoa, Chordata, Mammalia, Pilosa, Megalonychidae. Gene Ontology annotation, cellular component: external side of plasma membrane. Bases 135 to 1187 code for a protein of 350 amino acids. The record is from RefSeq and is a predicted model, not a curated record. The transcript is spliced from 8 exons. Gene Ontology annotation, biological process: antigen processing and presentation of endogenous peptide antigen via MHC class Ib; immune response; positive regulation of T cell mediated cytotoxicity.